UAAUUCAAAGGCCGGCCCCCGGACUUCUUCAGAAAUUCGAAUCAUUCUGGGAGUGGUACCAAACUACCAACCAUUUGAUUCAAGCUCUGAGAAAUACGACACCAUUUCGGAUCUGCAACCGACCGUGCUUUCAAUGGUGAAGGGACUACCACUACUCCAAGGAGCGCAAAACGUCCCGCCCGACGUGGCGCAGGUGGUCGAUCAGCUGGAGCGCCACUGCUUGGCCCCCGAUGGAUCCCUCGUCCCCAGACCCGCCUACUACGACCUCCAACUCGCGAGAGAGGAAAUGUCGAGGGAAAGACUGCGAUACUUGGAAGCCAUGGCAAUUUAUUGCGAGGCCAUAGCAAUGGUGGAGGAGUAUCAACAGGCAGUUUCAGUGGGGAACCUGCGCGAUAUCCAGGGUUUAUACCCGCAGCUUGGCUUGAACAACUCCCCUCAAGUAUAUAAGACUCUAGAGCAUCGAAUGAUGCUUGCAGAAGCAGCUCAAAAGUUGAGGCUUCCUCUUAUCUCCAAAGAUGGUGAAAUUCAUGAGGAUGACAUUGAGAAAAUGAGCACAAUGUCACGAAGUUCCCUUGAUAGUACAAGUACUAGUGUCACAAUCAGCUCAAGCUCCAACUCAAUGAAUUAUACUACUGCAAAUAGUGCCACUAGUGCAGCUAAUAAUUCUGUUAUUGCUGGUGAUAUGGUGGAACCUGGAGUUGGUGGUGUUCCUAAUCGCUUUCUUGGAAUAACACCUGCUUAUUUAUGGCAAACGCAACUCCAGCAAAUGCCAUUACCUGUGGAUAUGGCAGAAUACCAGAUGUCUCUUUCUCAUGAGAUUGAGGCUCGUUUGAAAGCUAAAUGUGAUACGUUAGCUGAUGCCUUUGUAAUGGAUGAUGUUGACUUGUCAUCUGGGCAACAAACUUCAAGUGGUCGCCUUCCAGAAAGGGUAAAGUUGAUAAUUGAGGAGAUUGAAAGGGAAGAAGCAGCUUUGCGAGAAGAACUCUAUUCUGCAGACAGAAAAUUUGCUGAAUACUAUAAUGUCUUAGAGCAAAUACUUGGGAUUCUUAUUAAGCUUGUUAAAGAUUUGAAGUUGCAGCAUCAACACAAAUAUGAUGAUUUGCAAAAGACAUGGCUGUGCAAAAGGUGUGAGACUAUGAGUGCAAAAUUAAGGGUUCUGGAGCAUGUUCUCCUGCUGGAAACUUAUACUCAGGAGUCAAUACCAGCCCUUAAUAAAAUAAGGAAGUAUCUUCUUGAGGCUACAGAAGAAGCUUCUAUUGCAUAUAAUAAAGCGGUUACACGUCUCCGCGAGUAUCAAGGUGUUGAUCCUCACUUCGAUACAAUUGCAAGGCAGUACCAUGAUAUCGUGAAGAAAUUGGAAAAUAUGCAAUGGACAAUACACCAAGUUGAAAUGGACCUGAAACGCUUACCAGAGCACCAAAUUACAUGAACUUUUGGUUUUCCCUUAGGUUUUAAUGGCCCCUUUUGUUUUGAAUCUGAUGCCACUUCUGUGUCGGGGCAUCAUAUUGUCUAAAUGCCAGUGUUAAAACAAAGUCUUUUUAUUGAUUUGGGUUGGUGCUUGGUUUCUCAAUGGCUUACCCAGCUUCCACCACUCUGUAAAUACAACGAAAAAAUCUAUUUGCAAACAUAAUUGUGUAUUAA
Carya illinoinensis is the source of this 1641-nucleotide messenger RNA. RefSeq names its product AUGMIN subunit 4-like. The coding region runs from base 134 to 1429 and encodes 431 amino acids. Gene Ontology annotation, molecular function: microtubule minus-end binding. Gene Ontology annotation, cellular component: HAUS complex. Gene Ontology annotation, biological process: spindle assembly. NCBI's taxonomy places the organism in Eukaryota, Viridiplantae, Streptophyta, Magnoliopsida, Fagales, Juglandaceae. The record is from RefSeq and is a predicted model, not a curated record. The transcript has 13 exons.